Messenger RNA from Penicillium brevicompactum, 570 nucleotides. RefSeq names its product nucleic acid/nucleotide deaminase domain-containing protein. Bases 1 to 570 code for a protein of 189 amino acids. Lineage: Eukaryota; Fungi; Ascomycota; Eurotiomycetes; Eurotiales; Aspergillaceae. The record is from RefSeq and is a predicted model, not a curated record. The transcript has a single exon.
AUGAAAGAGAUUUUGAGACGCGGUUUGGAAUAUGAGAGACGGUCAGAUCCUGCCAGCAGGCGGUCAUCUUUCAUCCUUGUACAACAUUACAUUGGUCGACUCUCUCAUCACAUACGGGCUAUAAAAGAGCUGCUUCGGGAUGCCCAGGAUCUGAGUCACCUUCUCGAUAACCACGCUGUCUGUAAGAUUUAUGUACCAUCCGCCGUACCUUCACCCAUUCGCGACUCGCACACCAACUUUCGGGAAAUUCUGAACCGAAUGUUUAAGAAAAAUGAUUGUGAUAGGAAACUGCUCGACGAUGGUCUCCUCCACUUGGAUAAGGAGACCGGGAUCUUUGAAUCUUUUCUGCUUCAAUACGAUGGCUCCUUGCUCGAAGUCCAUGCAGAGGUCCAGGUAUUGGAGUGCUUCCACAAGAUGCAAAAGUCAUUCACGGGUGACGAUCGUCUCAUCGGUUUUAGUGAACCAGCUUGCCUCUACUACGAAAUGUACUUUAAAUAUAAUCCAGCCCGUGUGAUGUUGUCUUCCUCUGACCGCAAGAUUUGGACAAAGUGGAGUCCUCCACAUGUGUAA